Orbicella faveolata is the source of this 5055-nucleotide messenger RNA. RefSeq lists its product as uncharacterized. The record is from RefSeq and is a predicted model, not a curated record. NCBI's taxonomy places the organism in Eukaryota, Metazoa, Cnidaria, Anthozoa, Scleractinia, Merulinidae.
CAUUACAUGUAAAUAUAUUAUAAGUAGAUUGUUUUCAUGCAACAGUUUGGAAGCAAAAAUCAUUACUGCAGGUAUGAACUGUAUAUUGGCUGGCUUGUUCAUGUAUAUGUCUGAGUAUCAAGGAAUGAUCUUAAACUGCAAUUUUUGCAAUUAAAAAACAUUGCAACAAGCUGGCAGCAAAACAUGUAGUAUUCCAGGUGAAGCUCAUGCUCCGAGUGCCUAUUUCAUCCAGGAAUGUAACUGGGAUUAUCAGUGCACCCUCCACCCAACCUCUAGGGUUAUUGGUCCCUUUGAGUGAAUUUCAAUGAAAAAAUCCCUUGGGAAUGAUUGAGGGAGCACAAGCUCUUUCCCUCUGACUGAUUCCCUGUUGAUUUAAGCCAGUCUUGUUUGAAACGCACUAUGAAACAGGAUACAUGGACCUGAAACAAAACCCUCUGAAAAAAUUGAGACAUCAAGAGAUACUCCCCAAGACAGGUGUCCUAAUGUAAAGUUGCAACAACCCUCCAUACUUGUGUGUGCCAACCUUGUACUUCACCUUUCAAAAACACCCAAAUUCUACUCAAUCAAUUGUUAUUUUUUUGCUGCUGUCAAUAAUUUAAGUGGGUCCUGUUAUGUGACAUCUGAUGUGUGGGUUGUGAUUGGAAUUACUUGAUCCAUUUUGAUUGCUAAUCUUUUUUCAAGAUUCCUAAAAUGUUGGCAUAUUUAUGACUGAUUGCAGCUCAGCAAACACUCAGUCAUCAGCUAGGUUUUGAACGUUUGAGAUCACAUGUCAUGAUCAGUAGCACGCUUGUCACGCGCUAAUGGAAAAAUCACGGAUUUGCUUGAAUCUUUUAAGAAUUUCUCGGCGCACAAUGAUCAGAUCUGCUUGAGACUUUCCAAAAGUGUUACACAUGUGUUGAAGAUGGUUUUGGACUAAAUAGAAGUAGAAUAAAGGAUUUUUGAAAAAAUAUAAUCGGAGCCGAAUUGUUAAGUUAGCGACAAAAACAUGGCGUCACGCGUAACGUGCGUGGGCUUCACUGUUGACUGUUUUCUUGUUUUUGCCAACUUAAGUUUCAUUUAUAACCGUAAGACUUCACAGAUGAUGGAAAAGGUUCCUUUUUAAGCAAAAUGGCAAACAAAAGCCUGAAAAUUGGUGCUAAAUCUUCCUUAAAAUCAACAAAAGUGUUCACCAUAUGAUGCAUCACGCUUCAAGCUUGGGAGACACAGGUAAUUUUCAAUUCAUUGUGCGAGCUAUAAUUCCUGAGUUACAGAACAAUUUAACCUCAAAAUGUAAUGCUCAUAAGUUGCUUUUCACUUUCCUUCCGCCUUUGUGUUUAUAUCGAAACGUUGCCGAGAUUUGAAUUUUUUUCUGCGUUCUAAACAGUUGGCAAGCGGUGUGAUCUGGCGUGCAAUAAUUCUGAUCAUUAAAUUUCCCAGUCGCAUUGUUUACGACAAGUGCGCUGGAGCGUGUCAAUGUUGACAUAAUCAAAAUGCUCAAAUGACAAGCUAAAUUUUGGUACCAAAAUCGAUUGAAUCUGUUAAAAGCUGACGAAAAUAUUGGCUAUAAAGUUUGUUCGAAACAUAAGGUCGACAAUUUUGAUCCUGAGGAAGGUAAGCGAUCGAAUUUCGAGCAAAGACAAGCGCAACGCUCUGGCCAUUUUGGUAGCUUCCAUUCCUUCCAAAUCAUCCUACAGUCUACAGAAUCGAUAAGCAUUGUUUUAGAUUUCCUUAUUAGGAAGUAAAAUAUUUCAUCAGGUAAGGAAAUGAGCGGGAAAGUCCCUGAGCACAUGCCGCUUGUUUCAAGCACGUAGUCAAGUACUGUGUUGUUCGCAAGCACAAGGCCGUAAAAUUGAAUGCAAAGAUUAUGGAUUCUGGAGUUUCUAGGAUUCAGAUGUGGCAAGAACAAAAGAAGAAGGAAAGACAAGAGAAAAGAAGAGCACCGAGAGGAAAUUAUUCAAAAGGUCGUGGAAGCCAGAAAGAAAAGUCGAGAAGCCAACUACAGUAUGUUCCAAUCAAAGACGCCACAAAGAAACGUCGGCGCGAACAAAACCAGCAGAAGUUAGCUUCAGAAAAUAAAGGAAAACUUGAGAGAGAGAAAGAUGGCUAGAGAACGAAGUAAGCGAUACCAUCAAAAAAAGAAAGACCAAAAUACGCAGGUUCAAGCGGCGGAAGCCGCACGGAUCGAAGUUACUGGUACGCCGUUCCCAAACAGGAUGGCCAAGAAACGUGCCAUUGGACGAGCUAAGAAGGGUCUCCCAGAUACCCCGGAGAAGAAAGCAGAAAUAAUGGCAGCUAUAUCAAAAAGUCCACGGACGAGGAAAGUGCUCGAGAAACACGGAUUAAUAAAAACGCCAGAAGAGGAGAAAGAAGUGAUUGCACUAAAAGCGCUUGCUGGUGAUCUCACCUAAGGCCUUAAAGCCGUCAAAAAUGACAAGUCAAACAAAGGAAGAGCUGCACUUGGAGCGGCAAAAUCACUUUCUUUUGGUGAAAAUGUUAAAAAGAGUAGAAGCCAGAAGACACUUUCGAAGCUCAUAGCCUUAGAUAGAAGAAGCAUCAAGUCGGGAAUUGAGAAACGCGAAAUGAUCUUGAAAGGUGAAGAGCCAAGCUGGCUUGAAACCAAACGAAAAACCAGGCGGGAUGCAGUCACUGAAGAAACCAAAGAGGUUGUUUAUGAUUAUUGGAAAAUGGUGGCAAGUAGACCGACAGGAAACAAGAAAGACUUGAUAAGAAAAUGAGUUGGAGUGAAAACGUGGGUUGAACAUCCGAAACACGUGCUUGAAAAAACCCAAACGGAAGCUUACGUUGAGUUUGCGUCAAUGCACCCAGAGAUAAAGAUAUCUCAGCGAAAAUUUGAAAACCUGAAGCUUUAUUUUGUUAGGGGAGCAAGGGAACGAGAUAGACAGACCUGCAUGUGUCGCCAGCACGUUGAACUUCAAAUUGUCUUCAAAGACUGCAUGAAGUUUAGGAAGAGAGUGAUCGAUGAAAGCAGAGAAGCUAAUCAAGCAGUUACAGAAGUGUAUACCUCAGUUGGAAAUAUUAUUGAACAAACACUUUGCCCCAAACCUGAAGACCAAGACUAUCAUAAAUUGAAAUGCUUGAAAAGGGAGUGCAGAGACUGUGGAGUUCACAACUUGGUUUUGCUGCCAGAGGAGAAAGGUGUUGGCAAUCACAAAGUGAAAUGGAAGCGGUACGACUAUGUGUCAACUGGAAAACUUACCACUGAAGGAAAAGACAUGAAAAAAAUAGCCCUUGUUGAGAAGUGCACAGGACCAAAGGAACUGUUCGAUUAUUUCAUUCAGCUUUUAGGACAGUUUCCUUACCAUUCCUUUCUUGCUAAAUGGCAAAGGGAACAGCUAGAUUCUCUUCUUGAAAACCUUCCUCUUGAUCAAGCCGUGUGCAUCCAUGACUAUUCUGAGGGUUAUGCCUGUCGGUUUCAAGAUGAAAUCCAGUCCCAAUACUUUGAUGUAAACAAAGUAAGUCUUCAUGUAACAAUUCUUUACAGGCAUUCAAAUGCUGAGGUGGAUGGUGUCCAGAGCACAGAAGAGGAACCAGCAAUUUGUAAGGAGCAUUUGUUUGUAAUCUCUGAUGACGUCACCCAGGAUCAUGACUCUGUCCUUCACAUCCAGAAGUUAAUUUCAAAGCAUUUAGAAGAAUCCAACUGCACCAUUAAGAAAAUGCAUGAAUUCACAGAUGGAUGUGCAGGACAGUACAAGAGCCGGCACUGUUAUGGUGACCUAUCCCUGGCAACUCUUGGAUACACAGUCCAGCAAAACUACUUUGCCACCUCCCAUGCAAAGGGAGAACAAGAUGCAGCUGGCUCCCAUGUCAAACAGAAGGCGACCUCAGCAGUUCUCUCCAGGAAAGUCACACUAUCAAACGCAAAAGAUCUUUGUAACUUUCUGAAAGAGAACUUCUCUGAACCAGCUGUUUCCUCAUUUCCUCCUUGGCAGAAGUCAGUGCAGUUAAAGCGGCGUGUCUUCUUCUAUUUGCCUUCUAGUGGAGAACUGAGUGUUGCACGUAACAGGGAAGGUGGAAGAUUCUGCACUGUCAAAGGCAUCCGACAACUACACUCUGUAAGGACUUGCAGUGAACAGCUAAAAGUCUUCACGAGGGAAAGAUCUUGUUACUGCCAUGGUUGCAUUGUUGAGAAUUUUGACAGCUGUGAAAAUAAGGAAUGGGUGGGCAACUGGAAGGAGAUUGUUCUGUCAAGAGAGCCCUCAGGUGUCAUGACCAGAACAACUGAAGAUGCAAGCACCAUUGAACAUUCAGUUCAAGUUGCUGACCUGGCAAUGAAAGACAGUAUUGUGGCUGUGGCAGCUGAAGAGGACAGCCACUAUGAUUACUACCUCCUUAAAGUUACUAGCAGUGGAGUCAUUUCCCUUCAAGAAAACUUUGAGGAUCCUUAUAGUGGAAGCAUUUAUUCCAAAGGACAGGCUGUUCUUCUCGGAAAGUUCUUUUUAAGGGAGAACAUUAUUGAUUGCACAUACAAACUAGAUGAUAAGGUGGCAGGAGUAUUCCCAGGAACUGUGCGGUACAUUUGUGGACCACUUGUGUCAAAGCGAAGGAGGGGAAGGCCAAUUUAUCAAGUUCCAUUGGAUGAACAUGAACAAAUUCUGGCAUCCCUUUAACUGUUUUUGUCUUUAGUAGCUUGUAAUUAACAUUUUUUGCCAAAAUGUUCCUUAAAUACGGUAUUUAUGCAUUUUUUACAAAAAAGGGCGUGGCCGCAUUGCAUCAUGGGUAAUAGAAAAUUAGCUUAAAAUGCAUCUGAAUUGACUGAAAUGACAUAAUUUCAAGAUAGGAACCAAUUUCCUUCACUUUCUGACUUAUUUCUAACAAGAAAUGAUUCUUAAAUAAAUUUUUCAAUUUUACCCCAAUGUUACACCUUUGUACAUCAGAACUGUGCUACUGAUCCAUGGAAAAUCAUGCAUUCAGUAGGUACUGUAAAACAGCACAGACUGACUGAUUAUAAAUUCAACAUUUCGGGCUGUAUUCUGCUAUGAUUAGUUAUUUCUAUUUAAUGAAGUAAUAAAUUUAUGCUCUUAAUUUAUUGUAAACAAAAUAAUAAUGGCUCACAUU